GCGGCGUGGGGGCUUUUAGUGAUAGCGUCGGGGAAGGAGGGACAGCCGCGAGUCCGCGGGGUCAUUUGUGUUGGUGCCCCGAGAGGAAGGGUUGGGUUGGGGUCAGCGAGGCGGAGGCGCUGGCAGCAGCGGGGUAGGCGGAGCCGCGUGGCCGCAGCGGACCUUUGUGUAGGGUCUGUUUCGCUGUCCCCAGGUCAGACUUAUUUUAGACUUGGGCUUUCUUAGUCUGCUCUGAGCAGAACGCAGGCCGUACUCUGGCGAGCCCAGAAACACCCCCCACCCACACCAGUGCCUUCCAUCAGCCUCUGCGCCUGCUGGGAGCUGCUAAAAGCCCUUUUACCCCCACCGAGUCCACGUCGGCGCGGCCCCGGGGGGCGGCAUCUGUCCCAGUGCUUGGCGGUGCGGAGGUGAGGGCAAGGCAUUGCUCUCCCUUUGUAUUUACUCUUCGAGCCGAACCGGUGAUAGAAGCGGGACUUGGCACGGGCGCAGAUAUCCAUAGGAAGAAAAGGAAUGGUGGGAGAUAGGCAGGGCUGGGAGGCGAGGCUUGGGAGAGCGCUGUCCUGCUGUUUUCUUUCUGUAAGCAGCAGUUGUAGAAAACGGCACUGUUUUGUGUUUUUGGUGUUUAUUGUUUUUUUUUCUUCUGUCACUUUUUAAUGUUUACUCAAAAAGAAGAAAGAUGGGAGCACUGUGUGAUGGUACAGUGAGAUCUGGUGUUCGGUUCCCAUUUACCUGCACAGCAGAGCUACGAGUUGGUUUGGCACCUAUUGGUUGGGUUCUCCCAUGGCACGCUCAAGUGGGUGUCUAAACAUCAUUAGCAAAGGGCGUUCUUAAAAUCCUAACGCAAACCCCAUUAUUUUCAAUGCGGCGUUGUGUUUUAACAGGAGUUAUUUAUCAACUGCUUACAAAACACAAAUUGCCACAAUUAAGAGGAAAUGAACAUAAUUUUGGUGGACAUUUUCCCACGUUCCUCUUCUCCUUCACUGGGGUAACGGCACAGAUGGGUGCACUGUGCCCCCCGGCUGCACACCCCGGGCAUGCCGUGUGCUUUGGUUUUGGAUUGCAGACGCGGAGCAGCAGCCUGCGGUCAGGUGAACUUCACGUGAGCUGCGGCCACGAUUUCCUGUCAGCAACAAAGGAGACAGUGCAUCAGUGGGAAAUGGAAAAGGACAAAGUCUUUGCAGCCGUGCGCUGCCUUGCUGAAAGCAUCCCAGCUCUCAGUGAGCCACGUUAACUUUUACGGCUGAUGGAUAAAACCAAUUCUGUUAUCUUAUAAAAACAGAAAUACCCAUCCUUUUUUCUCUUCCAUUUUUGCAAAUUCAGGGAUACGUUGAGCUCUGACACCUGCUGCCAGUGGUGUUCCUUUUGUAACAAAUAUUGGUUUUAAUAUUAUGCAUUUGGUAAUCUAGUUUACCCUUCAUGAAGAUCUUAUGGCACACUCGCACGCAUACGGGGAUAGAUUUAGAACCAUAAACCGUUCCCGUUCUGCUUAUCUAAUUCUCAUUGACACCUAUGGAUAUGGAGCAGCGGAUCUGGGGCAGCCCGAGAUGGAUCCUUCUCCCACUGACACCGCUAUAGAUUGGAGUUGCUCCCCAAUACCUGACCCCCAAUGCACGUUUCUUGCUGAAGGGCAGCGGCUCGGGGCUGAUUUAUGCUUCUCACCUCCAGAUAUGCCCUGUGUGCAAGCGCAGUAUAGCCCUUCGCCGCCCGGUUCGAGUUAUGCAGCUCAGACCUAUGCGUAUGGCUCGGAGUACAGCUCGGAGAUCAUGAACCCGGACUAUGGCAAGCUGACCAUGGAGCUGAGCAGCACCGAGAUCACCGCCACCGCCACCACCUCCCUCCCCAGCUUCAGCACCUUCAUGGAGGGUUACUCCGGCAGCUAUGAGCUCAAGCCUUCCUGCCUCUACCAAAUGCAAUCCGCCUCCUCCGGCCAGAGGCCCCUCAUCAAGAUGGAAGAUGCCCGGCUCUCCACCUACCAGCCCUCGCUGCCCCCCUCGGUGGACGAGAGCAUGCCCAGCACCUCUAUGUACUUCAAGCAGUCACCUCCCUCCACGCCCACCACGCCCGGCUUCCCCCCGCACCAGAGCCUGUGGGACGAGCCCCCGCUGCCUCCCACACAGACCUGCCUGCCCCCCGGCCACCUGAUGGAGGCCGCCCCCAUGAAGACUGCGCCUCCGCGCUUCCCCCUCUUCCACUUCAAGCACUCUCCUCCCCACACGCCGCCGGCAGGCCCCCACAUGUGCUACGACCCGGCCUCCCUGAGCUUGCCGCUGGGCUCUGACAGAUCACCAGCCGGCCAGGCGCCCAUGGAGAGCCACUCUUACGGGCUGCCCUUGGCCAAGCGGCCGGCCACCUUAGCCUUCUCACCGCUCGGCCUCAACGCGGCCGCCUCUGGCCUCAUGGGCGAGGCCAGCGGUGGUGGUGGUGGAGGGCUGCCCUCUCCGCCCAGCAGGAGUUCCUCGUCCGGGGAGGGCACGUGCGCCGUCUGCGGGGACAACGCUGCCUGCCAGCACUACGGCGUGCGGACCUGCGAGGGCUGCAAGGGCUUCUUCAAGAGGACGGUUCAGAAAAAUGCAAAAUAUGUUUGUCUGGCAAACAAGAACUGUCCGGUGGACAAGAGACGCCGUAACAGAUGUCAGUACUGCCGCUUUCAGAAGUGUCUCAGCGUCGGCAUGGUGAAAGAAGUUGUCCGCACGGACAGCCUGAAAGGGAGAAGAGGUCGGCUGCCUUCCAAACCAAAGAGCCCCCUGCAGCAGGAACCUUCGCAGCCCUCCCCGCCUUCUCCUCCCAUCAGCAUGAUGAACGCCCUUGUACGAGCUUUAACUGACUCCACGCCCAGGGAGCUCGACUAUUCACGAUACUGUUCCACCGAUCAGGCUGCUGCAGGCACAGAUGCAGAACAUGUACAACAGUUCUAUAAUCUUCUGACUGCCUCCAUUGACAUAUCCAGAGGCUGGGCAGAAAAAAUUCCGGGAUUUACUGACCUCCCAAAAGAAGAUCAGACAUUACUCAUAGAAUCAGCUUUUUUGGAGCUGUUUGUACUAAGACUCUCCAUCAGGUCUGAUACUGCUGAGGAUAAGUUUGUAUUCUGCAAUGGACUUGUGCUUCAUAGACUUCAGUGCCUUCGUGGAUUUGGGGAGUGGCUCGACUCUAUUAAAGACUUUUCCUUAAACUUAAAGAGCCUUAACCUUGAUAUCCCAGCCUUAGCAAGUUUAUCAGCUCUAACUAUGAUAACAGAACGACAUGGCUUAAAAGAACCAAAGAAAGUGGAAGAGCUAUGCAACAAGAUCACAAGCAGUUUGAAAGAUCACUUAACUUUCAGUUGCCAAAACAAAGGACAGCCGCUCGAGUCCGCAGAGCCUAAGGUACUGGGUGUUCUUGCUGACUUGCGUUCUCUCUGCACACUGGGACUGCAGCGCAUCUUUUACCUGAAACUGGAAGACUUGGUGCCAGCCCCUUCCAUUAUCGACAGGCUGUUUCUGGAUACUUUGCCCUUCUGAGUCCAGCCACCCUCCUGAAAGGCAAAUGCCCACCAGAGCAGGCAAACGGAUCAUGACUUACUGCUAACAUUUCUGCCCUCACUUAACAGAAAAGCAGCUCCAGCUCUAAAAUGAGGUCUUUUCUGGCGCUUUGUCCUUACAACAUGAGGCCUAAAACUUACUGGCUUACUGUUUUGGGGUUGUGUUCUUUGUUUUCCUUUUUUUUUUUUUGGGUUAUUUGUGUGUGUGUGUGUGUGCGUGACUUGGGUUUUUUAAACGGCUAAUAUGGCACUUUUGGACAAUGCUAUCCCAGCAGCAGUAAAAGGUUAACACGACUGUUUCAAACUUGUUGUUUAACACCUCAUGGGACAUGAGGAAUACAGUGGUAGAAGCUGUGUGUUUGAAAUCAAGAACAGCAAAUAGUUGUUUGCCAAGGUAGUAUGUGUUUUGUGAGGAUACCUUUAGCAUACUUCCUGCAUCAAGGGCACAUACAUCAGCACAAUCGAAACAAAAAUCUCACUUUUUUAACAAAGUACAUUCAAUUGAACAUUUCACAUAAAUCCAAUAUAGCAAAAUGACGAUGGCUGUUAGCUCCCAUGUUCAAGUGCAAUUUUUUAAAGUGCUGUCUUACUAAGUCUUGUUUAUUAACUAAUUUAUUUUAAUAUGAAAAUAAAAGGAAGAAACCAAGUGAGAAAUUGACGUGCACUAACUUACAUGACAGAGUUUUCCAAACUUGACUCCGUGUAGCGUGACUUACUGACAAAUGUCUGUGGGAGACACGGGAACGACCGCGGCUCAGUUGUUCCCUAGACAAGGAAAUGCGAGUAAGUAGUGGCUGGAGCGCACAGGGUCAGCAUCAGGGAUAGUUUGCCUUUAGACUUUAACAGAAGUACCUGGUUAGUAAACAGACGCACGAUGGGUUUCAAGAACAAGCAAGUCUUGUAAAAUAGUAUGAAUGUAAGUGCUAGGAAGGAUAUAGUGAGCUGCGUUUAAACAUUCCGUGUUCGUACUCCUUUUUGUAUGUUUAUACUGUUGAUGCCAUAUUAAUAUGAAAUAAUUUGUUGCAUAGUGUCUUUAUUUGUAUAAACGUUUGUAUGCAUGGUAUAUUGUAUUGGCUUUGCCUGUAUUUAUUGCAAUGACUGCCAGCUCGUAGGAGCCCUGUUACACACGAUAAGGAAAUGGGGUGUUCACACUGACUCAGAUACACCAGUUGGAAAACUAUAUACAUAUAUAUAAUGUGUAUAUAUAUAUAUGUAUAUACCUAUAUUUGUGUGUGUGUGUGCGUGAGCGUGCGCGUGUCUUUUUAUUAACCAUUUGUAUAUAAAAUAUCUGUCAGAUCACAAGCAGAGCUAUUUUACAGUUCAUUUGCAGUGACUUCUAAGGCAGUACUGUUUAGCACUUUGAUAUUAAAAUCUUGCUCAUGUUUUGCUAAAUUCAAAUAAUAUUUAAAGAUUUUAGUUCUAAAAAAAACUUUAUAUGCACUGUAUUAAGUCAAAAUUUUGUUGGUCAUUUUGCUAAGGAAAUUUUUGAAUGUCAACCUGAUGUCACUGUAUCUUUUGUUAGCUUUAAACAUUCUAGCUUUUGUCUUUUUUUAAACUAUGCUGUUUAUAUGGAAAUUAAAUUAUACAAUCAAACAGAUGCCAAAUGAAUUGCCUAAUUGCUGCAAAGGAUAACCCAGAUAUCGAGUCACUGUAUGGUUUUCAAAUAGUAAUCUGGUAUUUUAUCACUUACUAUGUUUGGAUGUGCUUUUAUGAAAAAAUUAUUCUUAUAUCAAGAUUUAUAGUAGUGUCAAUAGGGAAACAGACUUCUAAUCACUAUAGUUAAUAUUUCUGGUUUACCUGCAGAUAAUAUUUGGAAAAGUAUUGCUUUUUGUAUUGACUUUUAAGCUUAUGUGCAAACAUAAUAGCAUAAUUAAAUAUCAGAGAAGCUAAUGUUUCUUGUAGGUUGCUGUAACAAGCCUGACCAGCAAGACAAAUAUAUUUUGACUGAACUUGCUUUUGUAUAUACUAAAUAUAUAUAUAUAUAUACAUAUAUAUAUAUACACACAAUCACACACAUGUGCGCAUAACAAAAACAUACAGAAGCUGAAUCAGAAAGUAUGUUUACCUUUGUCUCCUUGUGUCAGACACAAGGUCCCUUGGGAAAUCACUUCUGCCUAGGGACAGAGCCUGCCAGGCGCUGAGCAUCAGUGAAGGGGUCCUGGGCGCUCCUUGUGAGUGGGCCCUUCCACUGAGUUUUCAGCACAGAACAGUGAAAUUGCUUUUUGUUGGGCGAAGUUUAUUUAUUCAGUGGGAUGUGAAUGGAGGGAGCAGGUCCAGAGCCCCACGUGAGAUUUCAUGUAGCCGGUGUGCUUCAGUCUUCCAUGGAUAGUCUUAACUGUGAUACUCUCCCAUUCCCGUCACCUACCAAACCGUCCUUCAUUUCAACUCCAGUGCACAGACCCAUCGUAGAGUGCAGCCAGUGACAGAUCACGAUGGUGAAAGAAGAAUUAAUGCAGAAUAAAUCUCCUACCUUCCUCACAGCUCUCUCAGUGUGAACAUGCCUUUUUCUAGGCAGAAUUCAGGAAUAUAUCAGGUGUUAAGGGAGAGUGCCUUGCUUUUGUUUCAGACAACAGUGUUUCAAGAGUUUCUUCACUCCGCUAACUGCAGUACUUUCUUCUUUUUCCUUUUUUUUUUUUUUUUCCUUUUUGUGGUGUUAACCUGUGGGUUGAAAGAAACGCUCUUGUACAUAUACAAUGUAAAUUAAAAUUAUUAAAUUGAAUAACGUUUUUUUCAGAGGCCCCAUGUGUGUUGAAUAAGUAUGCUUAAUUCUGUUAAAAUCUGAUGUGAAUUUUUUAUCAUUUAUAAAACAUUAAAAAAUUGUGUACUUGAGUCUUUAGAGUGGAAAAAUUGGUGAAGGAUGCUUAAGAACACUGGCAGCUUAAUGGCUAGUCCUUAGGUUAAAAGAGCUUUCAUAUAAAUACAGUGAGACCCACAGUGCCUGGUUACCCAGCCUCGAUUAGCUCCUGUCCAUGGCUGUCAUGGAAGCCCUGUUGUAGAGACCUCCCUCUCCUCACUGCACUUCUCCAUGUCAGCAAAAAGUUGUAAUUAACUUGCAAAUGAUGACAGCCCCAAGGGAGGGAGGGGACGGCUGUAGCCAACCCACAGCAUGCAUGUCUGGCUAGAAAGUGGACCGAGCUCUGAUCCCGUCUCCUGCCCUGGUAGAACCAGGCCCCAGUGGGAACACACAGCAAUUUCUGUGUGCAGACAGCUCUCCUCCUUCCCCUGCCCUUGCUUUGCAGGAGGGAUGACUUAUCCCCCAGCAGACAAAACUGUUUAACUAUAAAUCCAUUUUCUAAGCAGUUCUGAGAGGCACCUGACCCUCGGCCAAACUCCUGCAGAACUUGCUCAGCUGGAGGUGGCACCAAGCGAUGAGCUGUGGUAGGUUGCAAGAUUGGCAGAUUGUUCUUUGGAAAUGCAGCAAAGCAAAGGGAUGUGCAAACUCUUCCAAAUCUUUUUCUUUUUUCUUUUUUUUAAUGGCUUAUUUUAAAAAUUUGACCACUGUUCUUAAAAUACCUAGUUGGUAUGUCGAGGAGUUUUGCAUAAUAGUCCUGCAAGGUAAAACACGCAGAUCUACUGACAAACCCUGCCCAGGGUAUGAAUUCUAAUCAUAGAAUCAUAGAAUUGUUCAGGGUGGAAAAGACCUUAAAGAUCAUCAAGUCCAACUGCAACCUAACCAUACUACCCUAACUCUAGACAAAGAUUAUCCUCAGUAGCUUGCCUGUAUUUCAAUCUGUAGUUAAUGGGGGGACCAUAAAUUGUGUCCCUAGAUAUCAGCCCCAAUCUAGACCACCUAAACUCAUAUCCUUAUGUGUGCCUCAUGUGCUUGUAUUCCUGAAUCACCAUGUCAGUGGCUGCAUCCCCACAAAGCGACACGAUGCCCUGGGAGCCUGGGCUGAGUCAGGAUCCUCACCCAGUAGGGAUCAUCCUUAGACAGGAGGCCUCAAGGCACCCCAAAAUGAGUGACUGUAAUUAGAGGCGAGCCAAAUCUCUUUCUACAGUUUUCCUACCGUUGCUUCUCACAUUCAGGUUCAUUUGUCCAAUAUAUAGAGCUCAAAUUUCAGUUUUGAUGCAGAGAAGGGAGAGAAAGAGAUUUGAUUGUACAUAAUUAAGCAUGUCUGACAAAAAUUGGCAACUCCCUCUAUGGAUACUAUGAAAUAUUGUUUGAUUAAUUAUUUGUAUUAUAGCAACACCUAGAGGCCACAGCAGAGAUCAGGACCCUGCUUCGUAGCUACCCCAAUUUGCACCUACAGUACUCACCCAGGGAAGUUCCAUCCAAACAGAAAAAGUAGAAAGGAGAAAACUCAAGAGAAAAGGAGUAGUAUAUAGACUGUCAUGCCCAAGGGCAGGCAGCAUUUCACUCAGAGCUGUGAGUAAAAACCUCAGCUGGCUGAGCUAGUGGCCAGUGAAUGCUCUGAUUCUGAUUGCCUUUUCUUUCCUGAGGCAAUUUUAUACAAACACAACAAAAGCAUUACAGAAUUCAAAAUGAUCCAUGUAUUCCAACUGAUCUGGUCUGCGCUGUGUGCAUAAGUGGUGCCCUGUCAUCCAUCAGACUUCAAAAUCCUGCUCGAUCCCAAGUUUGGAAGAUGUGAUGCAAGCUAGGCAGUAUUUGGAAAGGAGCUACUUAGCUGUUCUUUAUUAAAUGAAUGGAGCUGAUCAUCAGGAAUAUUACAAGAUAUGGGUUAAAUAAUAAUUACUAAUGAAUAAAAAAGAUUAACUUUUGAAAAUGCCAAACUAUUGAUGCAGUAAUUGAAUAAAUGUGGAGUCAAUUAAUCAAAUUCUUAACAGUUGAUGAUAUCUUUGAGAAUUGUACCCCUGCCUGACCUACAUUUGUGAGAAUUCCAAAUACAGCAAUUUGUCAAAUGUGA
Molecule: messenger RNA, 8382 nt
Organism: Meleagris gallopavo (turkey)
Lineage: Eukaryota; Metazoa; Chordata; Aves; Galliformes; Phasianidae
Gene: NR4A3
Product: nuclear receptor subfamily 4 group A member 3
Biological process (GO): cellular response to corticotropin-releasing hormone stimulus; regulation of transcription by RNA polymerase II
Cellular component (GO): transcription regulator complex; nucleus
Molecular function (GO): nuclear receptor activity; RNA polymerase II cis-regulatory region sequence-specific DNA binding; zinc ion binding
Source: RefSeq, a predicted model, not a curated record